This is a messenger RNA of Pleurotus ostreatus (oyster mushroom), 3228 nucleotides long. Its product is annotated as Karyopherin transporter. The transcript has 16 exons. NCBI's taxonomy places the organism in Eukaryota, Fungi, Basidiomycota, Agaricomycetes, Agaricales, Pleurotaceae. Bases 1 to 3228 code for a protein of 1075 amino acids. Gene Ontology annotation, biological process: ribosomal small subunit export from nucleus; protein export from nucleus; ribosomal large subunit export from nucleus. The record is from RefSeq and is a predicted model, not a curated record. Gene Ontology annotation, molecular function: small GTPase binding; nuclear export signal receptor activity. Gene Ontology annotation, cellular component: nucleus; cytoplasm.
AUGGAGGGCUUGCUUGAUUUCAGCAGCGAAUUCGAUGUCGGCCUAAUGGACAAGGUCGUCAUGGCCUUCUACACUUCAUCUGGACAAGAACAACAAAUGGCUCAGCAGGUGUUGACGCAGUUCCAGGAGCACGCCGAUGCGUGGAUGAGAGUACCGGAUAUUAUGGAGGGAUCGUCAUUCCCUCAGAGCAAGUUCAUCGGGCUGCAGAUCCUUGAGAAGGUCAUCAACACCCGAUGGAAAUCCCUGCCGGAUGGGCAACGCCAGGGAAUUCGAAACUUCAUUGUCGGUGUAACCGUGAAGGUAGCAUCUGACGAAACAACCAUGCGCAAGGAGAAAACAUACCUCAAUAAACUUAACCUUGCCUUGGUCCAGAUACUGAAGCAAGAGUGGCCGCACAACUGGCCAAACUUCAUAACCGAGCUGGUUGAGUCAUCGAAGACAAACCUCUCGCUGUGCGAGAAUAACAUGAUCAUUCUGAAGCUGCUGUCUGAGGAAAUCUUCGACUUUUCGGCGGAGCAGAUGACGCAGAACAAGAUCAAGAACUUGAAGAACCAGAUGUGCGGGGAGUUCUCUGAGAUCUUUAAACUCUGCUCAGAAGUUCUAGAGGAGGCUAGCAAGACGUCCUUGAUUAGAGCCACGCUAGAGACUUUGCUGAGAUUCUUGAACUGGAUACCCCUCGGUUAUAUUUUUGAAACAACCGUUAUCGACUUGCUUCUGAACCGUUUUCUUGAAGCGCCUGAAUUUCGAAAUGUUACACUCAAGUGUCUGGCAGAGAUUGCAGCACUCAACGUGGGCCCAGAAUACGACCCCAAAUUCGUCAUAUUAUUCGCGAUGGUUAUGACGUCCGUCAACCGAAUGAUUCCUCCGAGCACCAAUAUCGCGCAAGCGUAUGCCAACGCCGGGGAUUCCGGCCAAGAACUCGUCCUCAACCUCGCCCUCUUCCUCUGCAAUUUCCUCUCCACCCACCUCCGCGCCGUCGAGACCGAAUCCAACCGCGAUGUACUCCUCAAUGCCCAUCUGUACAUGGUGAAGAUAUCGCAAGUGGACGAACGCGAGAUCUUCAAAAUUUGCCUGGAGUAUUGGCUGAAGCUUGUUACGGAGUUGUAUGACGAAAUCCAGAGCCUGCCAAUUGGAGAGUCUGGUUUGCUAAUGGGAUUGAGCUUGGGCCCCGGCGGAAGCGCAGGGGUGCUCAACGGUAUGUCGCUGAGAAAGAACAUCUACUCCGACGUAUUAUCAAACCUGCGAUUGGUCGUCAUUGAGCGAAUGGUCAAGCCAGAGGAAGUGCUUAUCGUGGAGAAUGAAGAGGGUGAGAUAGUACGAGAGUUCAUGAAGGAAAGUGACACUAUCGUGCUAUACAAGUCGAUGAGGGAGUUGCUUGUGUUCCUCACGCAUCUGGACGUCGCGGACACCGAGGCAAUGAUGACCGAGAAGCUGGCGAAGCAAGUGGACGGCUCAGAAUGGUCAUGGAACAACCUCAACACGCUAUGCUGGGCUAUCGGUUCAAUAUCUGGUGCUAUGAAUGAGGAAACUGAGAAGCGGUUUUUGGUGACGGUCAUCAAAGACCUUUUGGGCCUUUGCGAGAUCAAGCGCGGCAAGGACAAUAAAGCCGUGGUGGCAUCGGAUAUAAUGUAUAUCGUUGGCCAGUACCCCCGUUUCCUGAAGGCACACUGGAAAUUCUUGAAGACGGUCGUCAAUAAGCUAUUUGAGUUCAUGCAUGAGACCCACGAAGGUGUACAAGACAUGGCCUGCGAUACAUUUAUCAAGAUCGCGCAGAAGUGCAGGCGGCAUUUUGUCAUGCAACAGUCUGGCGAGCAAGAACCAUUCGUUGAUGAAAUACUGCGAUCUUUGCAUCGCAUAACGGUCGACCUCUCAGCGCAGCAGGUUCACACCUUCUACGAGGCCGUCGGAUACAUGAUCUCUGCUACACCGAACAAACCGCAACAAGAAAAGCUGAUAGCCAAACUGAUGGAACUGCCCAAUAACGCAUGGGAUUCGUUGAUGGCACAAGCAGCGCAGAAUAUGGACGUUCUCUCCAGUUCGGACAACAUUAAAAUCCUCUCUAACGUCCUGAAGACCAACGUCUCGGCAUGUACGUCAAUAGGUAGUUUCUACCUCCCGCAGAUAGGCCGCGUCUUCUUGGAUAUGCUGGGCCUAUACAAGGCCGUUAGCGGUAUCAUCAGCGAGUCAGUCGCCAAAGACGGCCUCAUUACUACGAAAACACCCAAAGUCCGACAACUGCGAACGGUGAAAAAGGAAAUCCUGAGGUUCAUGGAAACAUAUAUAAAGAAAGCGGAAGACCUUGAGGCCGUCAACGCCAACUUUAUUCCGCCACUUCUUGAUGCUAUUCUUGGCGACUAUAACCACAAUGUCCCCGCAGCUAGAGACGCCGAGGUCCUGAACGUAAUGGCGACAAUUACCAGUCGACUAGGGCCUCUAUUGACUCCUCAAGUGCCUGCUAUUCUGGACGCGGUCUUCGAACCCACGUUGAAUAUGAUCAACCAAGAUUUCGCCGAAUUCCCAGAACAUCGUGUUGGGUUCUUCAAGCUGCUGCGCGCAAUCAACCUCAACUGCUUCCCUGCGCUACUCUCCAUUCCUCCGCCUCAAUUCAAGCUAUUCAUGGACAGCAUUAUAUGGGCGAUCAAACACACGAUGCGAGAUAUCGCAGAUAUAGGCCUGAACAUCUGCAUCGAAGUGAUCAACAACUUUGCCGGCGCGGAUGAAGCCGUCAGCAACGCAUUCUUCCAGCAGUACUUCUUGAGUAUCGUUCAGGAUAUCUUCUUCGUCCUCACGGACACGGACCACAAGAGCGGCUUCAAGCUCCAAAGCUUGUUGCUGGCUCGUAUGUUUAACCUUGUAGAAAGUGGGGAGAUCAAAACGCCGCUGUUUGAUCCUGCUUCCUUGCCAAACCCAAACAUCACCAACCUUGUGUUCCUGCGGGAAUACACCGCCAACUUGCUGAGCGGUGCUUUCCCUCAUGUCCAACCAAUACAAGUUCAAGCUUUCGUUUCAGCACUUGCCGAGCAUCACAAUGAUAUUAAUCGCUUCAAGCUCGCUCUACGUGACUUCCUCAUCCAGCUUAAGGAAUUCUCUGGAGACAAUACCGAGCUAUUCCUGGAAGAGAAGGAGGCGGAAGCUCGAAGGAAGGCAGAAGAAGAACGUUCAGCCGCUAUGCGCAUCCCUGGUAUGCUCAAGCCUUCGCAGUUAGAAGACAAAGACGAGGAUAUAUGA